AUGAUGAAUUCCGCUACAGUCCUACUCUUCCUUUCUGCUUUCGCAGCAGCAAGACCCUUUGAAGUCUCGGCUUCCUUCUCGACAAGAAAUGCGGUUACCUCGAAAGUAGCCAGCCCUACUACAGUAGGUGUGCCUAAUCAUGGACAUCUUUCUGUUACCCCGAGUCCGUCUGAUAUCAAGAAUUCAUUCGACGCAGUUGAAGGCCCCGCCGUUACUAUCACCGUCACAACGACGAUGCAUCACCCAUGCGCUUGCCCUUCUCGAAUUGCAAGCAAGUUGUCCAGUGCGCCAGUAUCUAAGCCGACACCGACUCGGACUGGUAAGAUGGCCAGAGAAGCUUUACCAGUGAUUCCAACUCAGCCGAUAGUUUCUGGACCACCACUUACUCGGACUGUCAUCACAUCCAGACAAUCAUCAAUGAGUCCGUCGAGUCCGUCUGGGCCACCACUAACUUGCACGGUAAUCACAUCCAGACAGUCAUCAGCGAGCCCUACGAGCAACUCUGGACCACCACUCACCCGGACUGUCAUCACAUCCAAACAAUCAUCAACGAGUCCCUCUGGCCCACCACUUACCCGCACGGUAAUCACAUCCAGACUGCUCCCAACCAUGGAAGCAGCACCCGCUGUGAAGGCAGUAAGCUAUCAUACCACAGCCCUCACCAACGCUGACACACCAACCCAAACCACCACGUCACUUCAACCUGCAGCCACCGAGGCUUCAGAAAAGGCAAAGAAACGCGAGAAGCGCAACCAGAUCCUAUGGACCGUACUCCCAAUCGUUCUUGUUAUUCCGGUUGCUUGGUUUCUCUGGGCCGUUGCUAUUCCACUUCUCGUUCUCUUUUGGGUUUGGGUUGAGCGGAGGUGGGUGGCUUUGAAGGCUAAGAUGCGGGGUGGAAGUCAGGAGACGAGACAGGAUGUUGAGGCUGCGAGGGGGACAUCGAGGGCUUAG
Molecule: messenger RNA, 951 nt
Organism: Glarea lozoyensis ATCC 20868
Lineage: Eukaryota; Fungi; Ascomycota; Leotiomycetes; Helotiales; Helotiaceae
Exons: 1
Coding region: 1-951 (316 amino acids)
Source: RefSeq, a predicted model, not a curated record